Pyrus x bretschneideri (Chinese white pear) is the source of this 3627-nucleotide messenger RNA. Its product is annotated as zinc finger CCCH domain-containing protein 5-like. Gene Ontology annotation, cellular component: spliceosomal complex; U2AF complex. Gene Ontology annotation, molecular function: metal ion binding; pre-mRNA 3'-splice site binding. Gene Ontology annotation, biological process: mRNA splicing, via spliceosome. The record is from RefSeq and is a predicted model, not a curated record. NCBI's taxonomy places the organism in Eukaryota, Viridiplantae, Streptophyta, Magnoliopsida, Rosales, Rosaceae.
UCUUUAGACACCCAAAGAUAUUAGACAUAACACAUAUAAGGGAACGCAACGCACCCAAGAGACAUGAGAUUGGAGUGCAUGAAAAUAAAUUUCUACAGUGCCCAAAAAAUUGGCAACUUCAUCAAGACAAAAUGCCCCGAAAGUGUUCAACCAAAUGCCGCAGCGGACUGAAAUGCCCGAAUGACUUCAAUGGGAGGAGCCAGCAGAGUCUGGUUUUCACUGCAUUGCCACGGCAGUAUUUUCUGAGAGGACACGCUUUCUGUUAAUCUCCAGAAACUCGAAAGCAACUGUAAGUUUUGAAUCUAAAGUCCUUCACCACAACCCAUUUCUCUAUCUCACUCCCCAACCUACUCGCCACCACCACAAUCAUUGCCUUACCACAAUUCGACGGCAGAUCAACGCGCACACCUCAUACGAUUUCGAAUUGAGUUCUCGAUCUUCGUCGUCUAAGGCGUCGUUGGUUUUACUUGUCUUUCUAGGGAACCAAACAGGGAAAGUCGGAGAAGUCUGUAGCAGCGUUGAAGGCGAAUCCCAGCAGCGAGCCGUUGGGCUCUGAAUUGGUUUUUCGUCGCAAGGCCUGGCAUAAGAAGCCUGGGCAGUCCGACGGGCACGGUGAGCAACUUUUUUUCUAAAUUCAGGCCUGAAACCAAGUGGUAGAGAAUGGAGUCGGCGCUGGCUGAAGCAGCGGCAAAAGAAAGAGAAGCAGUAGGAGGAGGUAUUGAGCCCAGAACGGAGCCUUUGGGAGCGGAGAAAGGGAUGACGAAUAGGAAGGAGAAGAGGAAAGCGAUGAAGAAGAUGAAGAGAAAGCAGACGAGGAAGGAGAUGGCGCUGAAAGAGCGAGAGGAACAUGACGCCAUUCUCAACGAUCCUCUAGAGCUUGCGAAGAUUACGAUGAUCGAGCAAGAGGAGGCCGAGCGGUCGGAAAGAGAAGGGAAGAUUUUCGAGGAGCGAGAGACGGCGUGGAUCGAAGCCAUGGAGGUUAAGAGGAAGAAACAAAUCGAAGAAGAAGAGGAGGAAGAACGAACAAGAAAAGACGAAUUGUCUCGGAAUCAACAGGUCGAAAAUGAAAAUGACGGUAAUGAGGUUGAUGAGUGGGACUAUGAAGAAGGACCUGCUGAAAUUAUCUGGCAAGGAAAUGAGAUAAUUCUCAAGAAAAGGGUCAAGAUUCCUAAGAAAACCACGGACCAAGAAAGUAGAAAGGAUUCUGAUAGGCCUACGUCAAAUCCUCUCCCUCCACAAUCUGAAGCUUUUUCUGAUUAUAAAAGUUCAUCAAUGUCAGCACAGCAGCUGAUUGAGAGUGUUGCUGAACAAGUACCCCAUUUUGGAACUGAACAGGAUAAAGCUCAUUGCCCUUUCCAUUUGAAAACUGGAGCUUGUCGGUUUGGUCAGCGUUGUAGCAGAGUGCAUUUCUGUCCUGAUAAAUCUUCCACACUGCUUAUCAAGAACAUGUACAAUGGUCCCGGCCUUGCUUGGGAGCAGGAUGAGGGGCUCGAGUAUACUGAUGAGGAGGUUGAGCGCUGCUAUGAAGAAUUUUAUGAGGAUGUGCAUACGGAAUUCUUGAAGUUUGGAGAAAUUAUAAAUUUUAAGGUUUGCAGAAAUGGUGCAUUCCACUUGCGGGGAAAUGUGUAUAUACACUACAAAUCAACGGAUUCAGCUGUUGUUGCUUAUCAAUCUGUCAAUGGCCGCUACUUUGCUGGGAAACAGAUAAGUUGUGAAUUUAUUAAUGUGACCAGAUGGAAGGUUGCCAUAUGCGGGGAAUAUAUGAAGUCGAGGUACAAGACAUGUUCCCGUGGUACAGCUUGCAAUUUUAUCCACUGUUUCCGCAAUCCUGGUGGAGACUAUGAAUGGGCUGAUAGUGAUAGACCACCCCCAAAAUUUUGGGCGAGAAAAAUGGUUGCUUUAUUUGGUUAUUCUGAUGCAGAUGAUAAACCAAUGGUACAAGAAAAUUUUGGACAGCGGAGGAACUCUAGCAAGAAGUCAUUGGGAGAUUCUGAGAGGUACGGCUUACAAAGAUCUAGGUCUAGAGGGAGGGACAGUGAUUCUGGUAGAAGAUAUGACAAUGAAAAUUAUGUUCUAGAGGGAACAUGCCGUCAGAAGCGUACAGGUGAUGAGGAUCUAUGUGAAGAGAGCAAGAACUUAAGAGACUACAACCCUAGGAGGAGCAGAAAGUGGGAUACUGAAUCUGAUGGAGAAUUGGUGGAGAGGGAAAUAGAUAGAGAUGGACACCGUGGACAUACUAGGCGUAGCUCAAGACAGCAAAACAGGGACCAUAAGAACAAAACCUAUGAAACUGAAUCUGAUGGGGAUUUGUCGCAACGGAACAGAAUAGCACAUCAUGGUACCAGGAAAAGCUCAAGCCAACAGCAGAAAGUAGAAUCCCCGGAUGAAUAUAGGGAUCAGGAGAACAAAAAUCAUGAAGUGAAUUGGGACUGGUCAGAUAGGGACAGAGACAAAGUUGCUGCACACCAUGACAAUGGUAGACAUUCUGGGCAAAAGAGGAAAGUGAGAUGUCGGGGUGAUCAUAAGGACAUCAAGAACAGAGCUCGUGACACUGAUGCAGAGCGAUCAGACAGCAACAUGAAAGGUGAUGAACAUCACAGUAGGAGGAAAAGCAUGGGACCCUCGUCACACUCCAGCAAAGCUUGUAAAUUCUCAAAUCACAGGGAAAGAACCACCAGGUCCUGUAGUACUGACUUAAGUGAUGAUCUGUUAGAAAACGAUGCAGAAAGGCCCCCUAGUCAUGCUGGGAAACGAUCAAAACGCUUGGAUGAAGUGUCAUAUAUUUCAGAUGAUGAUAAAGUCCCAACACUAGAUUUGAAACAUAGGCGUGAUAAUUUGAGCGUAGAGAUGAGGGAAGCUGAUUCUCUAGUUGAAAAUUUGAAAUCACGUGGAAGCCAUGAGUCCAGCAGUGUGGGUCUAGAUGAUAUAAGAUGCAACUCUGAUGUACUCACGGAGAAAGAGGAUCGCUGGGAACCCGAAAAUAGUUCUGUUGAGAAUGAGAUAUGCCAUACUUGUAAAAGAAAGGCUGGAAGUUGAGAGAGUGGCGAUUCUGGCAGGCCAGGUCCAUCUAAAGGAAGAGAUGAAUCAAGUGAUUUUGAUUCGGAACUCUACUACUACAGGGUAACUCAUUCCGAACAUGGAAAAUCUAGAAACAAGGAUGGCAAGCUUAACAGUGAUAACAGACCACAGGCAGGGUAGCAGCCAAUCAAGCCACAGGAGACACUCGAGUGGCUUGCAUGAUGCCACAGAUUCAUCCGAUGGUGACAAAGAAUCUGGAAGGAAACACAAGAGGCACUAUGCAGGUCAUAGAUCUCGUGAUCACAAACGAUGUCAUUGGACGAAGUAAUCAUAAAAGCAAUAGGUUAGCCCCUUGAGAUUCAUCUCUAAAAGUUGUUAGAAGUCUGUUCACAAGGAAGAAUGUAACUUAUUACAAAUUUAGCCUGUUUGCAUAUAUGUAGGCUGUGAAACCGUGUUCUCGUUAUCAGUCAGUUGUGAAACCCUCUUCUUAUUAUAUUGUGAGGAUAUGUGCAUUAAAAUUAGACAACUUUUUCUUACAAGAAAGAACGAGUUUACUAAUAUGGUGUUUCGUUCAAUAAUACAUUCUAGGUGGAAGAACUUAUCCACUAA